Messenger RNA from Passer montanus (Eurasian tree sparrow), 1607 nucleotides. RefSeq lists its product as uncharacterized. NCBI's taxonomy places the organism in Eukaryota, Metazoa, Chordata, Aves, Passeriformes, Passeridae. The record is from RefSeq and is a predicted model, not a curated record. The transcript has 7 exons. The coding region runs from base 695 to 1465 and encodes 256 amino acids.
AUGGGGACCAGGAAGGUGUGAUGGAGAUCAUGAGAGGGCAGUGGGAUGCAAUAGGGUGAAUGGAGAUCAUGAGGGGAUAGUGAGGACUGAGAUGGGAUGAUGGGAACUGGGAGGGGAGGAUGGGAAUGAGAAGGGUGUGAUGGGUGCAUGUGGGCAAGACAACAGUGACCAGGAGAGGAUGGUGGAGAUCAGAAGGGGACAAGACCAACAAGAAGAUGACAUGAAGUUCCAGGAGGGUGGCUGUGGGACUGGAGGUGGCUGGGAAGGGUUAAUGUGGCCGCCUGCACUGAGCUGGGUCCAGGCCAGGCUCGGGUUUCACCUGUAAUUAGCUCUUGUUUAUUGGAGGCUUCUUGAUAAAUGAUUCUUUGGAGGUUGCCCGAUGACAGAGGGUGACAGUCACCCACCUGAGCCCUGCUAAAGCCUUCACUGACCCCUGGCACCAGGAUUAAAGUUUAAUGUGACUCUGGAGCUGACCCCGGGCAUGCACCUUUCUGGGGCAACGGGGCUGGGGACAGGCUGGUGGCCAUCCCUGGGACGUGGGGCUGGGUACAGGCUGGUGGCCUCGCAGGGCCAGAGGGUUUUGGCACCAAGAGGGGAUUUGCCAUAAGCCUGGUGGUCAGUGCCUACCAAAGCAUUGUGGCCACGGGGCUGUUUCCUGACUCCUUUGAGGUCACCCAAGGGGUUUUUGGAUGAAAUGUCACACCAGGUUGGGUUUGCCCCCCUGGGACCGGCCCUACAGGGUGGGCACAGUGCCACGGUGCAGCCGGUCCGGGCACAUUCCCGGGCAGCGGUGGAGCCGUGUGCCGCUGCCAAGAGCCACCGCGGCGCUCGGGGCGGGCUGAGCUCCUGCCCCUGCCACCCUUGGAGCAGCGGCAGCCUGGGAAGGACAGUGCAGCGAGGGGACCCUGCAGGUGACCCCAAGAUGAAUCUCCUCGCCCAGGUGAGCUCCCUCCUUCGGACCCUGCAAGCCCCGGACUGGCUGUUCCUGCAGCCCUGGCACUGGCUGGGCUCCUGGGUGAGCAGCUCCAGGCAGGCAGUGACUGGGGCAGUGACCACGGCAGGGUUCUUCCUCUGCGAGGGGCUGCUGGGACAACACUUCAACGUGGUCCCCAACGGGGUGGCUGAGCCCCAGCCCGGGGACCUCUUCCUCUUCCCGCUGGCCUCCGGGAGCCCUGGCUGGUGGGGUGCCCACGCUGGCAUCUACUGCGGUGACGGGGAGAUCAUCCACCUGGAAGGCAUCGUGGCCAAGCACGGCAAGAGCCACCUCCUGCGGGCACGGGGCCCAGCCAGGGUGCUGCGGAGGAAGGCAGGGCUGGACGUGGCCGCCCUGCAGCGGCGCGUGCGCGCGGCCAUGGACCAGCCACUGGAGUACGACACCCUCACCUGCAACUGCAUCCACUUCGCCCUCGCCCUGCUGGGGCUGGGCCACCUCGCUGGCGCCAUGGUGUCCCCAGCGCUGCAGUGAUGGAGGUGACAGUGCUCCUGGGGAACAUGUGGGGCUGGAGCAUCCUCCCCUGGGCACCAGAACUGCACCAGUGACUUAUCAAUCCUCCUGUGUGCCAAUAAACAAUUGCAUGGAAACCCUGUGCCAACCCUGUUUGAUUUGU